Messenger RNA from Strongylocentrotus purpuratus (purple sea urchin), 3228 nucleotides. RefSeq names its product glucokinase regulatory protein. The coding region runs from base 54 to 1934 and encodes 626 amino acids. Gene Ontology annotation, cellular component: cytosol; mitochondrion; nucleoplasm. Gene Ontology annotation, molecular function: enzyme binding; carbohydrate binding; enzyme inhibitor activity. The record is from RefSeq and is a predicted model, not a curated record. Gene Ontology annotation, biological process: carbohydrate derivative metabolic process; response to fructose; glucose homeostasis. The transcript has 16 exons. NCBI's taxonomy places the organism in Eukaryota, Metazoa, Echinodermata, Echinoidea, Camarodonta, Strongylocentrotidae.
CAUUGUAUCUUGUUACAGAUGGUAUGAUAUGGUGACAUGUCACAGAGCCAAACAUGGAUAGCCCAAAGCAAGUCCCGCCUCCUUGGAAAGCAGAACGACCCGUAACGGAGCUCAGCAACAGAAAGAGCGAGAACAUUGACACUGCCACCGUACCAGAAAUCAUCAAUAUACUGCAUGACUGUGAGGAGGAAAUGUUUAUUGGUUGGCAAAAUUAUCAGAGAUUACACGACAAGGAUUUUGUGAAGAAGCUCAGUGAGGUGUCCAAAUAUGCAGCAGCUCUCAUUAAGAAUUCAGCUGAUAGUGCCAUCAUCCUGAGUGGCUGUGGAACUUCAGGAAGAAUCGCCUUCUUUAUUGCUACCAAGAUGAACAGCCUGCUGAGAGAAAGGGGGCUUCCCCAGUGCUUUGGUUACAUCAUCGCCGGUGGUGACAGGGCUUUGACCCAUUCAGUGGAAGCAUUUGAGGAUAGUCCAGGGGCAGGCAAGGAUGAACUAAUCAAGGUCGCUAAAGGAAAGAGGAAAAUUCUUUUCAUUGGAAUUUCAUGUGGGCUUUCAGCUCCCUUCAUAGCUGGUCAGCUGCAUCACUGCAUGUCUCACCUCGAUACCUUCCUACCAGUCUUACUGGGCUUUAAUACUAUACACAUGGUCAGAGAUAGGACCAUAGAGGGAUGGGAUCACACCCUUCUAACAGUAACUAAACACUUGAUGCUUCUGGAGAGUAGUGGCCAAGGUUAUAUUCUGAAUCCAAUUGUGGGGCCGGAAGCCAUUACAGGUUCUUCUAGGAUGAAAGGGGGCGGAGUAACAAAGUUGAUCCUAGAGACGUGUUUCCUUACUGCUCUUUCAUAUCUCAGCGUCUCCUCUGAUCCCAAAGACAACGAUGAGAUAAAUGCAGACAAGGAUGCAGCAAAUGAUUCCAGCAAACAAGAAAAACUGAUCACCAGUCUCUUUGAGUGCUACAAACAGGUUUGGGAGACUUCUUAUCCAACGUCCAAGGAACAACUCUCAAAGCUAAUUGAACAAGCUGGAAAGAGCCUACUUGACAACGGCCACGUGUACUAUGCUGGCUGGGAUACCUGGGGUCUUCUAGGACUGGUUGAUGCCUCUGAGUGCCCUCCUACAUUCGGAUCAGAUUUUGAUGAUAUCAGAGGGUUUUUGAAAGGAGGCCUUGCACCACUGGAGUCUUUCCCUCAGACUAUGAACGCUGCCGUAGGUCAGGACCCUUUAGAAGAUGAAACAUCUCUGGAAUUCUUCAAGAAAUCUGUCCUACCGUCCAUCACUGCUAAAGACACUGUUGUAUUCCUUGUGCCUUCAAAUGAUGCAAAUAUUUACCAUGAACUGAACAUCCUACUGAAAUCAGUGAUGCAGAAAACUCAGCACAUAGGCGUGAUCUCAUCACUCCUCGUUGAUGAAACACAACUUGAUCUCAAAAGUUGCACUGUCGUUCCUCUCGGACACCUAAAAGAGGAGAUGAUCAAUAAGAUACAAGAUGGCGGACUGGACAGUGAGCUUGGGAAUGUAGUGGUGAAGAGUGUUAGUGAGUUAGCUCUGAAGUCGGCUCUCAAUGCUAUCAGUACCGGUGCUCACAUCGCCAAAGGGAAGGUCUACCAGAACUACAUGGUGGACUUGAAACUCAGUAAUUCCAAGCUGCUGGAGAGAGGCAUAGGGAUCGUAUCAAGGUGCGCAGAGUGUUCCAAAGAGUUUGCCAGAGAUGCUGUGAUGAGAGCCAUCUACCGUACUGAUGACAUCGCCUCCUUCAGAGACACGCCCGUCUCAUCUAUCAUACAGACUGCGGGCAAUGUAGAGAGGGUUGUACCCAUAGCCAUCAUCCUUGCCAUCAAAGGAUGUACAGUGCGAGAGGCUCUGGAUCACCAAGAGAGGGCGCCAGUCAUCAGAACCUCACUCCUCAAUCUCCUUCAACCUCCGUCAACAAUAAGCUAAGCGUUUUUAAUGUUGUUAUGCAUGUCAACUCUAUAAACAAGUACAUGUAGAGUAGAAAUGUUAUCAAUGAUACAGAUAAAAGUCUAUACUAAUAUGACUAUAUAGUUUCUAAUGGAGCUGUAACUACCCAUGUAAAACGAAAAUCGUUUAAUGACUUGUGAGUUUGCAAUAUAUUGAUGGGGUGGAGAAAAAAAGUUUGUGCUACUGACAAGUCAAUGCAUGAGCUGCAAAUGUAUACAGAGACUUCAUACACUCAAGUUGUAGUUAAGCAGUUUUUGAUAGUGCCUGUCUUGAGGCAGUCAUUAUUUUUAUAAUGAAUUGGUGACUUUAGAGGUCUGUUUCACAUAUAGUUGUGAAGAAUAACCAAAAAGAAUAACAGUAAUCCCUCGUUCAGAUAUGAUGCUGCAAAAAUGUGGCGUUUUUUUUAUGUGUCAGGUUGAAUACGCGUCUCCUUUAUGUAUGUUGAAACACAGAACCCAAUGAUAUGCACAGCAGCUUUGAUGCCUGCAGUUGCUAACCAUUUACUCAUAAAAAACUAAGGCAAGUUUUUUUGUAGAGGUUUACCCUGCAGAUCUGAACGAGCCUCUGAUGGUACAGUAUUUCUUGUGUGGGAGAUGUUACAUAUGCAUAAGCAUGUAGUUGCUUGCCAGUAAUGUAUAAAGUGAUAAGAUGAUUUUGUUCUUUUUCUUUUUUUUUAUGAAUAUGUAUAAGUGUAACUUUAUCAUACUGGUGUGCAGUUCGAUAAUCAGGAAAGAUUUCAACUAUGCAGAAUUUCAUAUCUGGUACAAUAAUGGCAGCUACCUCUGAAUAGUUUGAUAGAUUAUGUAUUCAGAAAAUGCAGAAAAAAUACUUUUUUAUCACAAUUUAGAAGUAAGAAAUAUUUUGAUAUAUUAUGAUUCAUGCCUUAUUGUUCUGAAAAUGCAAUUGAUGAAUGCAUUGUAAUCAAAGUGCAAUACAAAAUGAGUUUUUAUCUGCCAUUCCAAGUUUCACAAUCGUUCUUUCUGAUCAAGUGCUUGCUACAGUACAUGCCUGAAAUCUCUGCAACACAUUUAUACGAUUAAAAAUGUACUCCAUUCAAUUGCUGGUGUAACAAUUUUUUUGUACACGAUUCAUCUUUUGCCAAUUAAGCAAAAUCUGAAUCAUGUAAUCGUGGCAUCGAUCGCGUAGUUCAUGACAAUGAUACUGUAUUGUUAUGUUUUCAAUAAACACAGACCAUAAUGAAAUGUAGAGGUGUCGUGGACGAGUGGAUAUGUCACCGGACUGUGGAUCACAAAGUCCGCGGUUCAAGUCCGUG